This is a messenger RNA of Linum tenue, 995 nucleotides long. The record is from the annotation of a GenBank genome assembly. Lineage: Eukaryota; Viridiplantae; Streptophyta; Magnoliopsida; Malpighiales; Linaceae.
AUGCAUGCAGGGGAAGCCCUCUGCUUCGAAGUGGAGAAGAUUCUGUUUCAAGCCAAAUCCAAGUACCAACACAUUCUGGUUUUUCAGUCAGCUUCGUAUGGGAAGGUGGUAAUGCUAGAUGGGUCUCUCCAGCUGACUGAAAAGGACGAGUUUGCGUACCAAGAACUCAUAACCCAUCUUCCCCUCUGCUCCAUCCCUAAUCCCAAAAAGGUGUUGCUGAUUGGAGGGGGAGAUGGUGGCAUUCUCGCGGAAGCUUCUCGUCAUUCCUCUCUGGAGAGGAUCGACAUCUGCGAAAUAGAUCACCUCGUCAUUGAUGUUUACAAACGUUUCUUCCCCGAGAUAGCCAUCGGAUACAAUGACCCACGAGUUCGAGUGCAUAUGGGCGACGGAAUCGAGUUCCUGAAAGUUGUUCCAGGAGGCACAUAUGACGCCAUCAUAUUGGACGCCUUCACCAACAUGGGGCCUAAUGGAGAUGUGGUGGAGGACGAAUCCUUCUUAAGGACAGUAGCAAAUGCUCUUAGGCCAGGCGGAGUAAUGUGUUGCCCGGCAGACAGCUUGUGGAGCACCGGAUUUUCGUUGCCAAAUGUCGUCGCUAAAUGCCGCAAAGUCUUCAAGGGCUCUGUCAAUUAUGCUUGGAGCUCCGUCCCGUCAUAUUCCAGUGGAAUGAUUGGGUAUAUGCUUUGCUCCAAGGAAGGGCCGUCGGUUGAUUUCAAGCAUCCGAUUAAUCCUUUAAAUCCAGAGCAUUUGGGUGUGGCUAAAGGUCCCCCAAGGUUCUACACCUCUGAGGUACAUGCUGCUGCCUUCUGUUUGCCGUCUUUUGCCCAUGGAAGGACAUAAAAUUCACGAGUACAAAUAACUCAAGGACGUGCAUCUCUCAUUUUCAAUUGUUUUCUUUUCUCAGAUUAUUUGUAUGUCAUAGAAUAUAAUAUAGCAAAUUUACAAGUAAUUAUAAUAGACAAUUACAUUGUCAUGACAAGUAUAGAUUGGCACCUGCA